CCAAAUCCCUAAAACAAUUAUAUAUGAUAACGACGGUGCGAUACCGAUUUAUUCCAUUUUGACUUAUUGUACAUAGUUAUACAUCUCAAGAUAAUUACUGGUACAAUGUCUCUAUUUGGAGAACCCGAUGAUCCUGUCGAAGCAACGAACCCUCCGAAGUCGCGAUUAUCUCUGUUCGACGACGAACCAAGUUCAACACCAGGAUCCAAAUCUUCAUUGUUCGCAGAUGACGACGAUGUCUCGGGAGGCUCGCCAUGGAAUACAUCAGUGCCAAAAAGACUAGAUAGGGGAGACUUGUUGAAAACUCUCCUUCCAACAUCCGACGUGCCUGAAAGUUACAUUGAUAUCUUUGACGAUGUACUCAAGGAUGGCAACGAUUCUAAUGGAAAGCUCAGUAAAGCCGGCAUCGCAAAACUUCUAAAUGCUGCAAAUUUAAGUCCCGAUAAGUCGACUUGGAUCUCGAAGAUCAUUGCCCCUACUGCACAGCUUCAAGAUCUAGAACGGAACGAGGUCAACGUACUAUUGGCAUUGAUUGGUUUGGCCCAGGAAGAGGAAGACGUUCAUGAUGUUACACUUGAUGGCGUAGAUGAGCGACGAAGGAGUCAGUGCUUUUUCUUAAUUGAUUUCGCUUGUUCUAAUCCGAUAAAUGCGCAGAUCUCCCAGUGCCCAAGCUUACAAGCUUGACAACAAUAUCAACCUCAAACUUUGGAUCCUCCACCACGGAUGAAUUAGCUGCGAAGUCUUCUGAACGACCUACCAGUCCGCCGUCUGCCCCUAGCUCAUUUUCGCCACAACAAUCUCGAAUGCUACGAAAGGAUUCCCUCGAAUUUCCUGAAGCUGAUCCAUGGGGCAGUCCGGCUCUUCAUAAAGGCCAUAAUCAUGCUAGUCCCAGAUCGAACGGAGCGCCGACAAACGGAGUACGCGAGCCCGUCAGAACUACAAGUGGCUUUACAACUGCUUCUACUGGUGGAUCAAAUGAAAAUCGACAUCAACAAUCAACAACUGCUCCUACAGAGCCUGCAACUGGGGGAUGGGGCUCUUAUGACUCGAAUCCAAAUUUCAAUAAUUUGGCCGCAGCCCCAGUUGGUGGAAGCGGUGGGUUUGGUGGUGAUGGCGGAGAUGGGGAGCGACCGGAAGAACCUGCUCCACCAGCGCGCACCUUUGGUGGUGGUCGUGUGAACAGCAACGGAGUUGAAGAAAACAUAGUCGUCACCCUGUUGGCUGAGAAGGAGGGAAUGUUUCUAUUUCAACAUCAUAACUAUCAAGUCUCUUCUGUUCGUAGGGGAAGUAAGGUCGUGAGAAGAUACAGCGAUUUUGUCUGGCUGUUAGAUUGCUUACAAAAGCGAUAUCCUUUCAGACAAUUACCACUUUUGCCGCCAAAGAGAGUCGCAGGUAUGCUGAACAACCAAAGGAAGUUUUCAUUGCUAACAAGAGGUUUUCUUUAGUGAAUGGAAACCAUUUGGCUGCGGAAAGCUCGUUUAUGGAGAAACGGAGGAGGGGACUAGCACGAUUUUCCAAUGCACUUGUCAGGCACCCAGUUCUUAGUCAAGAGCAGCUGGUCAUAAUGUUUUUGACUGUCCCAACCGUAAGCAUCUACUUCUUUUAAGUUUCAUAUAUCGUUGCUAAGUACAGGCUAAUUAGCAUCAGGAGCUUGCUGUGUGGCGAAAGCAGGCUACUAUAUCUGUUCAGGAGGAAUUUGUUGGGCGACCACUACCUCCAGGACUAGAAGAUUCCCUGCCACCCACUUUAAACGAUCUCUUCGCCCAGACUAGGACUGGCAUUCGAAGGUCUGCAGAUGCCUAUGUUAACAUGUGUAAUCUCAUGGACCGUCUCGCCAAACGCAACGAAGGACUUGCUGCGGAUCAUUUACGUAUGGCGCUGUGUUUGCAAUCACUCAGUGAUGUCUCUCAAGACACCUACGCAAUCGACACUAAUGAUGUACCACUAUUGAACGAGUGUCUUCACUCUACCGCGAAGCAUCUUUCCAAUAGCCAAAGUAUUCUUGAAGAUGAGGCUAAAGCCUGGGACCAAGGUGCUUUAGAAGAUCUAAAGAAGCAACGAGAUUCGCUUGUCAGCAUGAGAGAUUUAUUCGACCGCCGGGAUCGUUAUGACAAGGACAACAUACCAUAUUUAGAACGUAGGAUUGAGAACAACGAGAAUAAACUAGUCACAAUACGAUCAAAGCCGGAAAACAUGGUUAAGCCAGGAGAAAUUGAGAAGGUCACGGAAGCCAUUAUCAAGGUAAGCUUCUCACAGAUUCAUUCAAGCUCACAAGAAUUAAUGAUUUGUAGGACAAGGAAUCCAUUGUAGCUCAGCAUGCACGAGGGAUAUUUAUUAAAGAGUGCAUCAGAGAUGAGCUCAUCUACUUUCAGUCAACACAGUACAAUAUCAUUCGACUGAAUCAAGACUGGGCACAAGAACGUGUAAAGUACUCGGAGCUUCAAGCGCAUAACUGGAGACAAUUGGAAGAGGAGCUAGAUGGUGUGCAGAUUGGGGCGGAUUAGGAGGGAAUGCAUAGCGGUUGCUUUUCAUUGCGUCCUUUUGAAAACUUUACUUUGAUACCAUUAGCAGCAUUCAUCUUGGGGGGUGUCAUUUAUUCAAAGCGUCAAUUAUACUUGUAUACAUAAAUCUUGUUUGGAAUGUUGGCAUGGGAGGGUGCAUGUGGUGUGUGUGUGGUGAAGUCCAUGGAGGGCCAGUAAUGAUGCUUUAAAAUAAUAAUACCAAUAGCGAUUAAAGUGAACAACCUCUU
Messenger RNA from Sclerotinia trifoliorum, 2749 nucleotides. The record is from the annotation of a GenBank genome assembly. NCBI's taxonomy places the organism in Eukaryota, Fungi, Ascomycota, Leotiomycetes, Helotiales, Sclerotiniaceae.